Molecule: messenger RNA, 1500 nt
Organism: Neurospora tetrasperma FGSC 2508
Lineage: Eukaryota; Fungi; Ascomycota; Sordariomycetes; Sordariales; Sordariaceae
Exons: 3
Coding region: 161-1219 (352 amino acids)
Biological process (GO): proteasome-mediated ubiquitin-dependent protein catabolic process
Cellular component (GO): proteasome regulatory particle; proteasome complex
Molecular function (GO): metallopeptidase activity; protein binding
Source: RefSeq, a predicted model, not a curated record
AAAACAUACAUCAUACCCACCAGCCCGCCUUCCUUCUUCUACCCCACGAAAUACCACCCGACCUCCCGCCACGCCCACCAAACACACAAGCCAUCACGCCUCCGACGGUGACGACGACAACGACGACGACAACGACGACACCUCGAAUCCAGCUCUCGCCAUGCCCGCCACUACUGCGGAAACGCUCUCCCUGGUGAACCGCAGCGUCUCGGUUGCGCCGCUGGUUCUGCUCUCAGUUGUCGACCACUACAACCGUACCCAAGCCAACAAGUCCAAGAGCAAGCGUGUCGUCGGCGUGCUAUUAGGCCAGAAUGAUGGAAAGAAUGUUCGCGUGUCCAACAGUUUCGCGGUUCCCUUCGAGGAGGACGACAAGGACCCCUCAGUCUGGUUCCUUGACCACAACUACGUCGAGUCCAUGAACGACAUGUUCAAGAAGGUCAAUGCGCGCGAGAAGCUAAUAGGCUGGUACCAUUCCGGCCCCAAGCUACGGGCUUCCGAUCUCGACAUCAACGAGCUGUUCAAGCGCUACACUCCCAACCCGCUUCUGGUUAUUGUCGAUGUCCAGCCCAAGGAGACGGGCGUUCCUACAGAUGCCUACUUUGCCGUUGACGAGAUCAAGGAUGAUGGCACCACUACAUCCAAGACUUUUGUCCACACUCCCUCCAUUAUCGAGGCCGAAGAGGCCGAGGAAAUCGGCGUCGAGCACCUCCUUCGCGACAUCCGUGACGUAGCCGUCGGCACACUAUCCACCCGCAUCACCAACCAGAUGCGCUCGCUGCAAGGCCUCCACCACCGCCUCCGCGACAUCCAAGCAUAUCUCCAAAAGGUCCUUGACGGCCAGCUGCCCGUGAACCACGCUAUUCUCGGCAACCUCCAGGACGUCUUCAACUUGCUCCCCAACCUCUCGACGCCCAAGUCCGGCCCAGGCGCUACUGGAACCAACGCCGACAGCGAGCUCAACCACGCCAUGAGCAUCAAGACCAACGACCAGCUCAUGGCCAUCUACCUCAGCAGUCUGAUCCGCGCCAUCACUGCGUUCCACGACCUGAUUGAGAACAAGAUCCAGAACAGGCAGCAGCAGGAGGAGAACGACGCCAAGAAGAAGGAGGGAGAAAACGGCGAGAAGAAGGAGGGCGCCGACAAGAAGGAGGGUAGCCCGGCGGCGGCAAAUGGUGAAAGCAAGGAGAAGGAGAACAGCCCGAAAGAGAAGAAGAAAUAAGCGAGACAUGACAAAGUGAAAGAGGGAACAGGAAGGCGAGCAACGGGAUGGAUGACGGGGCGCAACGGACCCGGCCGUAGAUGAUACGAAAUCAAUCAAAUCAGCAUGAAUCACGUCUGUGUACGGAAUCAAACACAAGAGAGACACUUUCACACAUAGAAAGAGGGCUGCUCAAGGUCAAGGAUGGGAUCUUGAGCGAUUGUUUAAUAAUACUAUUUAACUGACAAGUUGGUUUGUUGACUGCGGUUCGCCAGUAACAGAGAAACUACCUAUCUAUAACA